CUCAGAGUAGCAACAACCAAAUCCCAUUAUUUCACACUUUCCAUUCAUCCCCCACCCCCCUCCAAAUUUGCACAUCAUUUAUGGCAAUUGGCCAAUGUUGUACGUAAAGGCAACAAUGACUAAUCUUCUAGUACAAAUGGUCUUGCUCAAAAAAAUAAGAAUUUGUCUAUUAUGUAAAUAAUUUCUUUGUAAGAACGAACUGAUAUCAUCUAUUAUUAAGGGUUGAACUUAACGAACAAAGUGUUUUUAUUGGUUGAUUAAUGGACACCGGCUAAUACGCAGAGAGUUGACACCAUACCUAGAGUUAGGAUCGAGCUUGAGCAUAGUAACCUGCCCCACGAAGACUGAUCAAUUUCAUUUCCAUGAAUCGGCACCGGAGACCAAUGGACAUAUGACACCUCAGCAAUCCCAGUCUCCACUUCAGAAAGGACAGCAAGAACCACAGAGCCACCAGUUUAAGCACCGAGAGUUGCAAAUACAACAAAAAUAGUCAAUAGGAACCCUUUCAAAAAGAUCGUUUUUUCUGCGCUCAAAUCCAAUGCUGCAAAGCCCAAAUCUCUCGUCGCCUUUUAAUUAUAGGAACCCCAUUGUUUCUCCACCACCAGAAUUAUGCAGGGCAUAACAGCAUCCGCUGCGUCUCUUUCAAUAAACCCAUCGCUUAAACCACGAAAACUUCCAUACAGAAGCCUCUCCAACCAGAGAUUCACUUGCCUUAACCAAUCGAAACCCAUUUCUCCUCGGCCGUUUCCAUGCCGGAAAUGGCUGUUCCUCGCGCCAGUCUCUCUCCCUGGAAAUGGCGGGUUCCCGGCGGUGGCGGCCAGAGCCGCCGGAGCCCUUUCGGAAAACUCAGGGGAAGACGACAAUGACGGCGAGAAAUUGACUGGGCUGGCUCGCACGUUGAAGCUGGGGGCCAUGUUUGGUGUCUGGUACCUUCUCAACAUCUACUUCAACAUUCUCAACAAGCAGGUUCUGAAGGUGUAUCCAUUUCCUGCAACGGUGACUGCCUUCGAAUUUGGGUGUGGGACUCUCAUGGUUCUCACAAUGUGGGGGUUGAAACUCUACCACGUCCCUAAACUCACCCGAUCUCAGCUUGCAGCAAUCAUCCCAUUGGCUCUGGCACACACAAUGGGGAACCUUCUGACCAAUGUUAGCCUUGGCAAAGUUGCUGUUUCAUUCACCCACACAAUCAAAGCCAUGGAACCAUUCUUCACUGUGCUAUUUGCUGCCAUUUUCCUUGGGGAGAAACCCACAAUUUGGGUAUUCUCUUCACUUCUGCCCAUAGUUGGAGGAGUGGCAUUGGCAUCACUGACUGAAGCUUCCUUCAAUUGGACAGGGUUCUGCAGUGCAAUGGCCUCCAAUGUCACAAACCAGUCAAGGAAUGUACUCAGCAAGAAGCUUAUGGUUCAGAAAGAGGAAACUCUGGACAAUGUCAACCUCUUCUCAGUAAUAACAAUCAUCUCGUUUCUCCUGUUGGUUCCCUCGGCGAUCUACAUCGAAGGGAUCAAGUUCACACCUUCAUAUCUGAAGUCUGCUGCGAAUCAAGGGUUGAAUGUGAAGCAGCUCUGCUUGAGGUCUCUACUUGCUGGCUUCUGCUUCCAUAGCUACCAACAAGUGUCUUACAUGAUACUGGGGAUGGUGAAUCCUGUGAGCCAUGCAGUAGGGAAUUGUUUGAAGAGGGUUGUGGUGAUUGUGUCUUCUAUCUUCUUCUUCCACACUCCAGUCACUCCAAUAAACUCUCUGGGAACUGCAAUGGCGCUGUUAGGAGUGGGUUUGUACUCUAGAGCUAAAAGGAUAAAGCCUAAGCCCAAGGCUGUCUGAAUUGUGUAAAUUUUUUCUUCAAUUUGUUGAUAUAUCAUGAAGUUAAUGAAUGAAAAGAAUGCAUGUGAAACUUUACAGGAAUUAGUUAUGGAAAUGGUUUAUGGUAUAAAAGAAUUACGAAAAA
Messenger RNA from Linum trigynum, 1942 nucleotides. NCBI's taxonomy places the organism in Eukaryota, Viridiplantae, Streptophyta, Magnoliopsida, Malpighiales, Linaceae. The record is from the annotation of a GenBank genome assembly.